AAUCGUCAACCAAAGGAGAAAAGAUUGCAACGGAUCACUGGAUAUCGAAGGUCUCGGUUUAGAAGCUGAAUCGCGACGCCAGGAGUAUCAGCCCAGAGGACCGUUGUGGGUAUUCUCAACGCCAGCUCUCUCCCUUUGAGCAGCUCAGUCUUGCCGUCGCCGUCGCCGCCGCCCACUCCUGCCACCUGCGGCCUCCCUCCUACCGGGUUCGCACCGACUUUCAACUCUCUUGUUGUUACUGCACAUUCUAGGGUUCACGAUUUUUGCAGACAAAAUGUCUUCGGUUGGAACAUCCAAGGGAAUUCUGGAGAUCGCCAAGUUUGGGAUUUAUGUUACUAUACCUAUCGUUUUAAUGUACACCUUCGCCAACAAUAGCAAAAACCUCCAGAGAUUCAUGGGCAAAUCAUACAUAGUGUAUCCUCCUGAGGGACCAAGGCCUCCGUCUCCAGAAGAAGUAAGAGAGAUGGCACGCGAAUUGGCUCGAAAGAACAACAUUCGUUGAUCAUAUGUGAUCUGUGACUUUUGCAAUUUAGGCUGUAUUUUUCGGAGUUGUCGAGCUAAUUGGAUUGCGUGUAUUUAUUUGUUUAUAGAGGAGUGAUCGAUGACUAUCAUCAACAUUUAGGAGCAACUGUUGAAAUAACCUGUGGUAAGUUCAGAUGGGAUAAAGUAAAUAAAGGCCAAGUUCAACUUGCUGAGAUAAACAGCCUGCCUACCUAUACGGUUGUGCUUUAGUAGGGGAAAAAAGCCUUUUAACAAUGAGAGCUACUGCUCAACUGGGUGAUAAGGCUAUGUGAUAAUGAGAUAAAAAUUUCUGUUUAGAUCAUUGUGAUAUGUCAUUGAGUUCACAGUGGUGCUGUUUUUCUUAAUAAAUAGGAACUCUAGAAUGUGGUUGGAACUUGAUAAUUUAUAUCUUAUAUGUGGAGAUCAAGAUUUUUCAGCA
Molecule: messenger RNA, 940 nt
Organism: Benincasa hispida (wax gourd)
Lineage: Eukaryota; Viridiplantae; Streptophyta; Magnoliopsida; Cucurbitales; Cucurbitaceae
Product: sporulation-specific protein
Biological process (GO): mitochondrial respiratory chain complex IV assembly
Cellular component (GO): mitochondrion
Source: RefSeq, a predicted model, not a curated record